This is a messenger RNA of Fomitopsis serialis, 1147 nucleotides long. Its product is annotated as alkaline phytoceramidase. Bases 30 to 914 code for a protein of 294 amino acids. The transcript is spliced from 7 exons. Gene Ontology annotation, biological process: ceramide biosynthetic process; ceramide catabolic process. The record is from RefSeq and is a predicted model, not a curated record. Gene Ontology annotation, cellular component: endoplasmic reticulum membrane. NCBI's taxonomy places the organism in Eukaryota, Fungi, Basidiomycota, Agaricomycetes, Polyporales, Fomitopsidaceae.
CUCCUCUUCCCCUUCUCUUUCUCACCACCAUGAGUGUAUCAAGCGUGCUCUCGAACAGCACCUUCGCCCACGUUAAUCCGCUGCAUUUCUGGGGCCCCGUCACCGCUACCCUCGACUGGUGCGAGGCGAACUACCAGUUCUCCAAUUACAUCGCGGAAGCUACCAACACUUUCUCAAACCUAUGUACGGUCGGCCUAGCCCUCUGGGGCCUGUACCAGGCGUACGCACAGUCUCUGCCGCCGCGGUACUUCAUCGGCCAGGCGGGCUUUGCUCUCGUCGGUGUGGGGAGCAUGAUCUUCCAUGCCACCCUUCUGUUUGAGGCCCAGCUCGCGGACGAGCUUCCCAUGAUCUACGUCGCGUCCUACUGUUGUGCCGUCCUCUUCGACACCACGCGCGGUUACGAUCUUCGUGACUCCCCCAUCAUCCCACUCCUUAUCGGCGUUACCACCUUCAACGUGCUGUUUACCUGGUCCUACUUCAUUAACCGGAACCCGGUUUACCACCAAGUCGUGUUCGCAGGGCUGCUCGCCAUCACGUCCGUUCGCACCGUCUACCUCCUGCGCAACCCCAACAUCGCAAAGCGCGUCCCGCCGCCCGCCAAGGCGACCGUCGCGCGCCUCUUCUGGAGCGGCGCCGCCACCUUCGCGCUCGGCUUCUUCAUCUGGAACCUAGACAACAUCUUCUGUGACACGAUCACCCGCUGGAAGCACGUCUUGGGCUGGCCGGCCGCGUUCGUUUUGGAAGGCCACUCGUGGUGGCACAUCCUGACGGCUACCGGCACGUAUCUAAUGCUCGUCGGAAACACAUGUAAGACGCUGUGCAUCAAGGAAGACCACCGUAACUUCGGGAUCCGAUCGAAGUUCGGUGUACCGUGCCUUCAACGUGUUGCGGGCGAGAAAGUGAAGGCUCAGUGAAUGCGCGUGUGAUACGAACAAGUACCUUCGCUUUCCACUCUGAACGUUAACUGCUGAUAGAAGUCCCGAGAACGUCAUGUCCGUCACGAUUUCACGACCCCUGCAUGCUCUCCUACAUAGACGUCUAUCCAUGGUCCCGCAUCUUGUUGUCAAAUCAGUGCUCUGUAGCGCUACGUUUCACUAAUUGCAAUGUACAACUAUCUCUCCGAACGAUACUGUUUCACUAUAUGCGC